UGUAUCCAAACCUAAAAAGCUCAUUGUUCUCUUUCAUUCACAAAUCAAUGCAAGAAUUUCUGGCUGCAGUAAAUAUUGGUAUAAAUUUCAAUGCAAAAAUGUGUUCAUCAGAUAGUACAGGAAAUGUUGAAUUAGUCAAAAUGUUUAUUUGUGAGGUUUUUCGGAAUUGUUCAACAGUAAAUGACAUAUUAGAGCAGUCAAAUGUUAUCAUUAUGCUAUGUGGUCUAGAACCUAGAUUAGCAACACAUGUUUCAAAAUACAUAUAUGAUACUGUGUCAGAAGACUCUCGUGUUCAGGAAUACAGGAGGACAAUAAGUAACAUUUUUUAUAGCGAUCAUGGUUUUAUUGCUGAUAUUCAAAAGCUUAUGUUAGAAUCAAUGGAAGAAUUCAAUGCAGCAUGUAGUAUAGGAAAUAAUCCUGUUUUUUAUAUAGGAGAUUUGGUCAUUGAUGAUAGUGAGGUUUGUGAUAUUGUUUGUUCAGGUAUUGAUCAGCAUCAGGUUGUUCCUGACUCUGUUCUGUCUAUUAAUGUAGGUUACAUCAACACACACAAUGUUAAAGUUACAAAAUAUUUACCAAUAUUUCACCAUCUUGAAAAAAUUGUAAUACAAUAUGGAUUGUUGUUCGGUCCACAAAGUCAUAGUACACAGAGUACCAGUGAACAGAUGAUUAAUAAUUGUGUUUAUGAGACAAUUAAAGUAAAUACUUCAACAUUAAAAUCUCUAUCUCUUUAUCGUGUCUCUUACAAUGACAAGUAUUACCCAGUGUGUACAACAGUUGUUAGUAACCUACCUAGUAUGAUCAAUCUUGUAGCAAUAAGUAUGAUAUAUAUAACAAUGAGUUAUGAUGAUACUACUACAUUUUGUAAUUUUCUUGAGAGAACCAGUCAUCUUGAACAAAUACAUCUUAAUGUUAAAUGUGAGUGUAGGAACCAGCAUGAUGUAAAUUUAUCAAAACAUCAACAACUUCAGUACCUUUAUUUGUUUGAUACUGCUAGUGUGAUAGAUGUUGAUACUACAAACCUUGAAAUAUUUAAAUUUGAUAAAUUGAAAAAUAGUAAUUAUGAGAAAAUAUUUGAUAUUAUUAGAAAAUCUAACAAAUUAAAAGAACUUGAAUUGUAUGGAGAUAUUAACAAUAAAUCUCAAAUAUAUCAUACCAACAUAACAAAGAGACUUGUCACAGUAUUACCAUUGUUACACAAUCUCAGUAAGCUUGAGUUACAGUUGUGUAGGUUAACUGACAAUAUAAUACAGUCACCUUUAGAGAUGAAGAGUUUAAAGAACAUUGAGCUUGAUUUUGUCAUAAUGAGUUUGACAACAUGGCAGAAGUUUGUUGAUAGUCUUCCUCAUAUUCCUCAUACUGUAGAUGUGAAUGUAAGGGGCUGUUAUAUAACAGGAGAUGGUGAGGAGUUUAAUGAUGAUAAGUUAACAUUGACACCAGGAGGACUUGUAGGAGAGAAGGUAAAUGAUGCUAAACAGUAUGUGAAGGAUAAGGAUCAGUUAUUUCAUGUUAAACGUGAUGGUUAUUGCUUUGAAUUUUCAACAAAAAAGUGAUAUAGGAUACAUGUAGUAUUUAAACUACAUUAUAUUGCAUGUUAAAAGAGAUGAUAAUUUUUUUAUCAUUUUUGACCAAGAAAAAUCUGAAUUUUUAACAUAGUGAGAUAGAAAACAUGCAGUUAACAUAGUGCUUAAUCUAAAUUAUUUCAUGAUAAAAAGACAUAAUUAUUAAAAUAAACAUUAUCAGCAAAAAAAAAUAUAAUAAUAAAGUUACAUAUUGAUAAGUUAAAUAAUGAAUUUAAUACAAUAUGAUAGAUAACAAUCAUCAAAAACAGUUCAUUAAAUAUUAAUUUCUGAUCAUUGUUGAUAUAUUGAAAUUGAUAAAAGUAAUAUUCAAAUGUGUAUUUAAAUAAAUAAAUGAAAGAAAUGCAGUGAAAUAUAAAGAAAAAAUAUAUUAAUCUGGAUAAAGGUAAAGGUUAUUUUCUUAAAUAUCAGAUAUAGUUUGUGAAAAGAAAUAUGAUUUGAAAAAAGUAAUGUCUUAAUAAGAAUGCAUAAAUAGAUUUGUUAAUAAACAAGUAAAUAAAUUAAUAAAUAAGUAAAUUUAAUGAAAAUAUCAUAAAACAGAUGUUUAAUGUAAUUUACAUGGUCAGAAAAGUUAGAAGUAAAAGAUAACAUGCAAAUACCAGUCGUAUAAAUAUGUAUGGCAAUGGAAUGGUAUAUAUAAAUACCAGUUAUAUGAUAUAAAGGACAAGGGAAUCAGGUAUAUAUAAAUACCAGUUAUAUCAUAUUGUACAAGGGCAGAAGAAGUAAAUGAUUAAUGUAACUGAAUGAAUAGAUAUUUGUUAUAUGAUAUAUUGGACAAUGUAAUGAUAUAAACAAAUACUAGUUAUAUGGUGUAUAGGGUAAUAUAUGAACUCCUGUUAUAUGAUAUAUUGGACAAUGUAAUGGUAUAAACAAAUACUAGUUGCACGAUACUUAGGACAAGUGAAUAAAAACCAGUUUUAUUAUAUAAAAUACAAGGGAAUGGUAUAAUGAACUAUAAAUGAAUGGUGUUUACAUAUAUAAAUACCAGUUAUAUGAUAAAUAGGACAAUGAAAUAGUUUAUAUGAAUACCAAAUAUUUGAGCAGUGUCAUGACAAAACCAACACAGUGCGUUUGCGACCAGAAUGGAUCCAGACAAGCCUGCGCAUCCGCGCAGUCUGAUCAGGAUCCAUGCUGUUCGCUAUCAGUUUCUCUAUUUGUAAUAGGGUUGUAAAGCGAACAGCAUGGAUCCUGAUCAGACUGCGCGGAUACGGUCGCAAACCCAUUAUGUUGGUUUUGUCGUGACACGGCUCAUAUGUUAUUUAGGACAAAGGAAUGGUAAAAGUUAUAUGGUAUGUAGGAUAAGGGAGUGGUAUAUGUAAAUAUUGGUUAUAUGAUUAUAUGUCAAGAGAAUGGUAUUAUUAAAAACAAGUUAUAUGGUAUAUAGGACAAGGGAAUGGCCUUUCUAAAUACCAGUUAUAUGAUAUAUAGAACAAUGGAAUGUUAAUAUACAAAUACCAGUUAUAUGUUAUAAAGGACAAUGAAUUGUAUAAUAAAUACCAGUUAUAUUAUUCGUUAUAAAGAUUGUUGACAGGUUAUAUGGCCCUAUAUAAACGGCUUUUUGUAACGGCUCGGGUUUUAUUGCAAACAGCCAUUUAUAUACGGCCAUAUAACCUGUCAACAAUCUUUAUAACGAAUUUAUAAUACAGCAAGCAUCAUUUUGUGGAGGAAAAGUAAGAUAUUGACAGCAGCCGUGUAUAUAAAUCUAUAUAAACAUCACGAUUAUCCAAUGAAAAGCGACUUUACAAACGUACAGUAUUAUAAGAGAUAAAGUACAGGGGUACAGUAUAUGUUAUUACCAGUUAUAUAUAGGAUUACAUGUAUAUGAUAUAGAGGAAUAGUAAAUUUUAUAUGUGAAUACCUGUUAUAUGAUAUAUAGGACAAGUGAAUGGUAUACAUAAUUGUUUUAUUCAUUGAGAUGAGAACCAUUUACAUGUUUUAUUUUAGAGACUCCUUCUUUGAUUGUUUUAUAUUGUAAAGAUUGAAAAAAAGUGAGAAAAAAAAUUAUGAUUAUGCAAAACGAUAAUGUGUACAAGUUAAUACUGUUAGUCAGUAUUACUCAAAUUGUUAAAGGGACUCCACUGAGGAUUUUUGACGUAUUCAGAAUUAUAUUUACUUAAUUUUUUUAGAGUAAUAUAUGAGAGUUAUAAGAAGUCAAUGUCCGAGGACCAUGGACUAUAACAUAGAUUUUGACAGAUUUAUUUCCCUUUUUGAUAUCAGAAAAUUCUGCAUUAUCCAUCACUGUGGCUAGUUGAGGACACUGUGCUAUUGAGAGCUCUUGUUUUUCAAAAUUGUAUAUAAAGUGUUUAAAUGUUUAUAGUUAAAGUCUGUCUGAUAAUAACAGUUCAUUAAUAUCGAUUUUCAGUUUUAUUUAGAGUAUAUUUCUUCAGUAUCAUUUUUAUGUUUUCCGUAUUGAAUACCCCGAUUAAUCUGUUUUGGAUUUUCUACUUUAAUUAUUUUUUGCUUGGCUUUUGGGCCUCAAUGGAGCUCCUUCAAGGGAACUUUUUGUGUUAGUGUUAGAAUGAUAAAUUUAAACACAAGGCAAUUAUAAAUAUACUUUGCUGUAAAUUUAGAUGUACUGUAUAUACUGUUAUUACAAAGACAGUAUAACAUUAUUUUUAAUUAAAACAAGUUAUACACGAUUUAUGUAAAUAUGAUUUCAUUAUACCUUCAUAUAUAUGCUCAAUAGAAAUGUACAAUUGAGAUAAAAUAUACAUGGCUGUCAGAUGCAAGUGCUUAUUGACUCUUCAACUGGCUUUGUUGCCUUUGGGUUACACCUCAGUGAUAUAAACCAGUUCUCAGCUGCCCCUCCGGGAUAAAUAUAAGUUAUAAGCUGCCCCUCGGGGAUAUACAAGUUCUCAGGUGCCCUUCAAGAUAUAAACCAGUUAUCAGCCCCGCCCCCUCAGAAUUAUUUAUCAGUUCUCAGCUAACCCUGGGAUAUAUACAAGUUCUAAGUUGUCCUUCCGUAAUAUAUUCCAAUUCUCAGCUGCCCCUCGUGAAUAUAAACCAGUCCGUAGUUGCCCCUCGUGGAUAUAUACCAGUUUACUGCCCCUUGGUGGAUAUAUACCACUUGUCGGCUACAUCUAAGGGAUAUAUACCAGUUCUAAGCUGCCCCUUAGACACCAAUACCUGUUCAGAGCUACACCCCCGGAAUAUAUACCUGUUCUUGACUGCACCUUGGGGGAUAUAUAUAAGUUAUCGACUACCCCGCAAUAGGGGAUGUAUUCCAGUUCUCGGCAUAAGUCAGUUCUCAGUUACCCUCAGGGAUAUAUACAAGUUUCAGCUAUACCUGAGGGAUAUAUACCAGCUCUCGGAUACCAAUAUGCUCUCUCACACAGACAGCCAUAUUUUAUAAGGUUGUAUACUAUCAGAUAUUUAUGUUCAUAUAUAAUUUAUGUGACAGUUGAAUUAGAAUUUUUAGUUAAACAAUGUGUCAUAUUAUAGUACCAAGACAAUAUAACAUUAUAGGUAUACAUAAGUUAUAUUUCUGCUGAUGUUAACAUAAUUAUGAUAUGCUAUUUUACAUGUAUUGUAAAACAUAUGUUACAUGAAAUAACUAAAAAGAUAUGUUGUAAUAUACUGUCUAAAAAUGCAUCCUGGGUAAUUUAAGCAUACUGGUUAUGAAUACACUUCAUUCGUGAUGAAUGUAGUUCAGCCAAAUAUGUAUGUAUGGGUUCCGACAAUGCUAAAAUAUAUAUUAAAUGUUUUCAGACAGUAAAGAUAUAACUACAUUUUAUUAUAGGUGUGUUAGUUUUUUAUGCUUGCUGAUGUUAGUAUAUACCAAGAUUAAGAUAUGUUAUAUACAUGUAUAAACAUAUUUUACACAUGUCUGUUUGUUACAUGCAAUUCUGAUUGAAUGUAUAUAGUACAUAAUAUUACAUGUUAAAGGGACUCCACUGAGAAUUCUUGACAUGCCGGGACUGGAAAUAAUUUUUUUGAGAUUAUUACUCCAUUUGAUGUAGAUCUAUACUAAUAACCUAUAAGCAAAAUUUUAGAUCAUUAGCUCGCUCCCUUUUUCCAGAAUUAUUAUUAUAAUAGUGAAAAAUGACCCAAAAUUGAAAAGUGUUUAAACGCUUUUCAAUCAAAUCGGACUGAGAAUAGCACAAACAUACAAUUUUCAAUGUAUUUCUUGUAUAUUUCUUAGUUAUAUUUAAUUUAUAUUUCUGUUUAAAGUGCUUAUGUUUAUUUAUGUGAAAAUUAGAAUGUUAUGUUUUUAGGCUUAUAACCUCAGUGGAGUUUUCUUUAAUAUUGUUAAUUGUAUAAUUUUAUAACGGGUUGUGUUAUGUGACAUAACACUAUACAUACAUUUUAAAUUGUUGUAACUAUUUGUUUUAAAGGCCCAUUAAGCCUUAAAAAUGCAAUCACUUUUAUUUUAUAAAUCUCAGUGGAGUUCCUUUAAUAUUGUUAAUUGUAUAAUUACAAGCUAUUGCAAUCCUUUUAUGAAAAUAAGAUUAUAUUAUUUUAUAACAAGUUAUGUUAUGUGACAUGACACUAAUACAUACAUUUUAAAUUGUUGUACCUAUUUGUUUUAAAGGCCCAUUAAGCCUUAAAAAUUCAAUCACUUUUAUUUUUCAAAAAGCUUUCCUAAUUUUUUAUCCAAAGAGUUUCUCAUUAUCAGAGCCAUCUGUUGUUGUUUUUGCAGUACAGAACAGUUAUGAUGAAUAAGUAUUUAGUAUGGAUGUUAAAUAACCAUUUUGUUGACAUUUUGCUACACAAAUCAUAUUUUCUUUUCAAACUCUUUUUUUUUGCCAUGUGAUAAGAAUAUCACAUGUUGUAAAUCUAUUAUUACAACAUUAUAAAACACAUAUUUGCCCUUUUUUACAAAAAAAAUAUA
Molecule: messenger RNA, 6408 nt
Organism: Ruditapes philippinarum (Manila clam)
Lineage: Eukaryota; Metazoa; Mollusca; Bivalvia; Venerida; Veneridae
Exons: 2
Coding region: 48-1550 (500 amino acids)
Source: RefSeq, a predicted model, not a curated record